Messenger RNA from Peromyscus leucopus (white-footed mouse), 3466 nucleotides. It is a transcript of the gene Crebrf, whose product is annotated as CREB3 regulatory factor. The record is from RefSeq and is a predicted model, not a curated record. Gene Ontology annotation, molecular function: RNA polymerase II transcription regulatory region sequence-specific DNA binding; DNA-binding transcription factor activity, RNA polymerase II-specific. Gene Ontology annotation, biological process: regulation of transcription by RNA polymerase II; response to unfolded protein. Lineage: Eukaryota; Metazoa; Chordata; Mammalia; Rodentia; Cricetidae. Bases 1461 to 3443 code for a protein of 660 amino acids. Gene Ontology annotation, cellular component: nucleus. The transcript has 10 exons.
GCUAAGAAUAAACUCCACAUCCUCCUGCCUCCAUCUCCAGAGUGGUGGCAUCAAAAGGGUCAACCACUAUGCCCAGCUCUGAAGCCACGUUUUCAAUGGAGGGUACUCCCAAGGGUACUGAUAUUCGGAGGGAAUCUGUUGAAGUUUCUCUAUCCUUUAAUCUUCUUUCCUGUGCUUAAUACGUUUUCUGUGUUCAUAUGUGUGUGCUGGUGCAGACCUGUAACCCCACACCCAGAAGACUAAGGCAGGAGAAUCCUGAGUAUAAAGAGAAUUCUGGAAACACAGGCUGUGAUAACUAGGAACAACAAUUCCUCCAGGAUUUUUUUUUCCUUUUGAAAAAUUGUUCUCUUAUUGCAAUGUAUCUGUUGGGAGAACUAUUUGAGAUAAUGAACCAACCACAUACUACACAUCCAACAAACUGUCAACAGAAUUAAGAGUCCUAAGCAAAUCACAGGAUUACGGGUUAGACAGGCUUGUCUAGAGAGCAUCUAUUAGCAGUUUGUACAGCUGAAUACAGAUCCUAUCUCAAAGGUGCGAGCAGCUGAUCCAAGGCCUGGGGAUUCAGACUUAUUAAAUAUUAGUUGACAAAUAAGGCCAAUUCUACCGGGGAACUGGGAUGUCAUUUACAAAACAGAAUAUCGAUGCAGCCACCUACUAACUAGUAUUCCUUUAGUCUCCCGUGGUUCAGUUAAACUGUAAAGUGAGCAUUCGGACACAUCGGGCCUCAUCUUAGUUCUGAGCCUACAGGCUGAAUAUGGAAGCCUCUGAAAAGAACAUCACGCACGAACGCGAGCUUGCAGCUCGCCAUUCCCGGCGGCCCACGCCCACGCUCAGCAGCAGUCUCGGGAGCCCCCGCUCCGCCCUCUCUUCCUGGUUUUCCCCAGCAACCCGCCCCUCUGGCACCACGUGACACAGCGCCGGCCGGACCGAGCCUCUGAUUGGCCGGGUUUCAGGGCGCCUCGCGAUUGGCCCCGGGCGGCGGGCCCCCGCCUCCCUCCUCCUCCUCGCCGCGGCCCACGUGAGGGGGGCGAGUCACGCGAUUUCCGGGAACCCGUCAGGAAGGACAUAAACAAAACAAACCCGAGGCAGCAUGGAGAGGGGCCGCGGCUGCGGCAGCGCGGCCGAACCCCGCGCCUGAGCCACCCUCAGCCCCAGCUUGAACGGCCCGGAGGCGGAGCCCUCGCAAGCGAGUGGCGGCCGAUGCUGUCCAAUGGAGGAGGCGAGCGGAGGCCCUGGCGCCAAUGGGUGCAGGGAGGCGGUGCCGCGGGCCCCCAAACUACAAAAUUAUUUUUUUAAAAAAGUGGUGACCCAAGCAAUUGAACUGAAGGCAUUCUGGGAAAACCUGCUGUUUAUUGUGAAAAUCAUCUUUGAUCUUGGAAUUAAAAGUAAAGCUGGAAAGGAAUUUACAAACAAGAAAAAGAAGAAGUUUGGAAUUGGACUCACAGGAUCUGGGCUUGGAAAUGCCUCAGCCCAGCGUAAGCGGAAUGGACCCGCCUUUUGGGGAUGCCUUUCGAAGCCACACCUUUUCAGAACAGACUCUGAUGAGCACAGAUCUCUUAGCCAACAGUUCUGAUCCAGAUUUCAUGUAUGAGCUGGAUAGAGAGAUGAACUAUCAACAGAAUCCUAGAGACAACUUCCUUUCUUUGGAAGACUGCAAAGACAUUGAAAAUCUGGAGUCUUUCACAGAUGUCCUGGAUAAUGAGGAUGCUUUAACCUCAAACUGGGAACAGUGGGAUACAUACUGUGAAGACUUAACUAAGUACACCAAACUAACCAGCUGUGACAUCUGGGGGACAAAAGAAGUGGAUUACCUGGGUCUUGAUGACUUUUCUAGCCCUUACCAAGAUGAAGAGGUCAUAAGUAAAACUCCAACCUUGGCCCAGCUUAAUAGUGAGGACUCUCAGUCUGUUUCUGAUUCCCUUUAUUAUCCUGAUUCACUCUUCAGUGUCAAACAAAAUCCCUUGCCCCCUUCAUUCCCUAGUAAAAAGAUCACAAGUAGAGCAGCUGCCCCUGUGUGUUCUUCAAAGACACUUCAGGCUGAGGUCCCAUCGUCAGACUGUGUCCAAAAAGCAGGUAAACCUACUUCAAGCACACAGAUCAUGGUGAAGACCAACAUGUAUCAUAAUGAAAAGGUAAAUUUUCAUGUUGAAUGUAAAGACUAUGUAAAAAAAGCAAAGGUCAAGAUCAACCCUGUGCAACAGGGCCGGCCCUUGCUGAGCCAGGCACACACAGAUGCAGCCAAGGAGAACACUUGCUACUGUGGAGCUGUGGCUAAGAGACAGGAGAGAAGGGGAAUGGAGCCUCGUCAGGGGCAUGGCACACCUGCUUUGCCUUUCAGAGAAACCCAGGAACUAUUACUUAGUCCUCUGCCCCAGGGUGGUCCUGGGUCAGUUGCCACAGCAGAGAGUGGCAGCCUUUCUGCCAGCACUUCUGUUUCAGAUUCAUCCCAGAAAAAAGAAGAGCACAAUUACUCUCUUUUUGUCUCUGAUGACAUGAGAGAAUACCCGACCAAAUGCAGUCCUGAAGACGAUGAGGAUGACGAAGAUGAUAUUGAUGAUGAAGACCAUGAUGAAGGGUUUGGCAGUGAGCAUGAGCUUUCUGAAAAUGAUGAGGAGGAAGAAGAGGAAGAGGAUUAUGAGGAUGACAGAGAUGAUGAUAUUAGCGACACGUUCUCUGAACCAGGUUAUGAAAACGACUCUGUAGAGGACUUGAAGGAGAUGGCUUCUGUAUCUUCUCGGAAGAGAGGGAAAAGAAGAUACUUCUGGGAGUACAGUGAGCAACUUACACCAUCACAGCAAGAGAGGAUUCUGAGGCCAUCUGAGUGGAACCGAGACACCUUGCCAAGUAAUAUGUACCAGAAAAAUGGCUUACAUCAUGGGAAAUAUGCAGUUAAGAAGUCACGAAGAACUGAUGUGGAAGACCUGACUCCAAACCCUAAAAAACUACUCCAGAUUGGUAAUGAAUUACGAAAGCUGAAUAAGGUGAUUAGUGACCUGACUCCAGUCAGUGAGCUUCCCUUAACAGCCCGGCCAAGGUCAAGGAAAGAGAAAAAUAAGCUGGCUUCCAGAGCUUGCAGGCUAAAGAAGAAAGCACAGUAUGAAGCUAAUAAAGUGAAGUUGUGGGGCCUCAACACUGAAUACGACAACUUAUUGUUUGUAAUCAAUUCCAUCAAACAAGACAUUGUAAACCGAGUUCAGAAUCCAGGAGAAGAGAGAGGACCCAGCAUGGGGCAGAAACUUGAAAUCCUCAUUAAAGACACACUCGUAGGAGCCGACGAGAGAGGCUGUGCGUGUUCCACGUGUCAAGGAAAAACCCAGGUCUGGGCUGGCAACCUGGUUUGCUUUGCACGGGAUCUCCCGGUGCCACAUUCGGAAAAGUACGGAAAGAAGGCAGGCCGGCGUCACGCGAACGCGCUCAAGUUUGGCCGCUGUCGCUCGCCAUAGCCGUGUCUCCAAUAUGGCGGCUC